Eruca vesicaria subsp. sativa (arugula) is the source of this 1018-nucleotide messenger RNA. NCBI's taxonomy places the organism in Eukaryota, Viridiplantae, Streptophyta, Magnoliopsida, Brassicales, Brassicaceae. The record is from the annotation of a GenBank genome assembly.
CGACAAUCACCCGCAGAAAUCUCAGGUUUUCGUUAGGUGAACUUGCUAUAAUGGCAGACGAUCAUUCUGCUUCAGGUAGUAAAAGAAGCUUCCAAGACGAUGAAAAUGACAUCUCCGGGUCAAAGAAGGGUUGUAUGAAAGUGGACGAAGAAGGUGUUGCAGCAGCUGCGAUGAUUGUGUCACUCAGAGAGAGUCUUCAGAACUGUGAAGACAAGCUUGCUUCAUGUCAAAGUGAGCUUGAAUCAGCAAAAGCAGAGAUUGAUAAGUGGAACUCAGCUUUCAACAAAGAGUCCUUUGUACCUUCUAGAAAAUCUCCUGAACCUGAAUUUGUGAUUGACUACAUCCAAACCCUAAGAUCUUCCGAGAAGUCUCUGAAAGAAGAGGUUGGCUUUUGGCUGAUAACUUUUUUAGCUAUCCGUGAUCUCAAAUCUCAGCUCAAGCCAGCGUCAAUGAAGGCAGAUGAGGAUCUAGCAGUCGACAGCGAGCAGCAAGGCUCGGCCCACGCUGGUCCCUCACAAGGAGAAAUCCCUCACGAUGAUGAGCAGGAGGAACCGGACAUUGAGUCUCUAAAGAUGAUCAUCGAAGAUCAAGUUCGCGUGAUUCAGACGCAGAAUAGUCAGAUUCAGACAAUGAGUAGUCAGUUUCAGACAAUGAGUAGUCAGUUUCAGACGCAGAAUAGUCUGUUUAAGAGGUUUGAUGAUAUUUUUGACUACCUUGCUGCGAAGGAUCCACGGUUGGCAACCCUUCUUCGUAUCACCACCUUGGGUUCAAAGAACAAUCAGUCUGCAACAGGGAACGAUCCGGCCGCAAACAAUGACUCCAACACCGUUUAGUUUUAUUUUUAAUGUUUAUUUCAACAAUAUUUUAAUGUUUUAAAAAAUUUUAAUGGAUUUUAUUCUUAUUUAUAAUAUCAGUUUUAGUUAUAAUUUCUUAUUUUUAUGCAAUAGUGUUCCUUUGAUGGUUGUCUUUCUCUCCCUUGGUUCAUGUAAGAUAGACAGUUUUUCCUUGUAAAGUGUAA